Molecule: messenger RNA, 2103 nt
Organism: Gasterosteus aculeatus aculeatus (three-spined stickleback)
Lineage: Eukaryota; Metazoa; Chordata; Actinopteri; Perciformes; Gasterosteidae
Gene: lztfl1
Product: leucine zipper transcription factor-like 1
Biological process (GO): negative regulation of protein localization to cilium
Cellular component (GO): cytoplasm
Source: RefSeq, a predicted model, not a curated record
AUUCCCCGUUACCAAGGCAUUCUCAAGGCAAACACUAGCCGAGACAGCUAGGCUAGCCAAUCUGCCAGAUAAUCUUGUAGCUAUGAUAUAAUCUCCGUUUAGCCUCUUCUCCGAAUCCAACCAUAAUCACAAAAUUGACUAACACUGUCGACUCCCGCAUAUUACCGCCAGCUUCCUGUUUGUUCUCUGCGGGGCCUAAAUUAGAGACUGAAACAGCCCUGUUCCCUCCGUUGGAUCAUCUCUGCCCACCAGCUAGCUUAGCAACGUGAACGUUAGCUGCACAGCCGCCAUGGCUGAAUUUGGGUUUAACGAACACCAUCAGAAAGAAGUCGUCAAUUACAUGCGAUUCGCACGUUCAAAGAUGGUCCUGAGACUUAAAACCAUUGACUCAUGCUUUGAAGAACUCAAAGACAGCAGGCUGGUGGAGGAAACCUUCACUGUGGACGAGGUGAAGGAGAUGCUGGACGGGCUGCAGGCGGUGGUGCAUGGGGAGGUGGAGACGGAGCUCAUCAACACGGCUCACACCAACGUGCUGCUGCUCAGGCAGCUCUUCUCACAGGCCGAGAAGUUUUACCUGCGACUGCAGAGCGACAUAUCCGAGCUGGAGAGCAGGGAGCUGUUAGAACAAGUGGCUGAAUUUGAGAAGACUGACUUUAAAAGCACCAACAAGAAAAACCAGGAAACAAGCAAACCCAAACUAGCACCUCUGAACGAAGGGGGGGUGUCUGAGCUUCUUAACAAGGAGAUAGCAAGACUACAGGAGGAAAAUGAUAAACUGAAAACCCGAAUGCGGACUUUAGAAUCACAGGCAAUGAGUGCACUGGACGAGAGGACCAAAGCCGAGAGAGCCCUGAAAGACCUUCAGAAGGUGCAGGGGGACCAGCAGGUGGCUGCCCAAUCCCAGGACAUCAGCAGUCUCGAGGACACAGUGGCGGCUCUGAAGGGGGAAUAUGAAAGGUCUCUUAGUGCCAACUCGGCCUCCCAGAAGGGUCUGCAGGAAAACCUGGUCUCCGCCAAACAUGAUCUCCUGCGAGUGCAGGAGCAGCUGUCCUUGGCAGAGAAGGAGUUGGACAAGAAGUUCCAGCAAACUGCGGCCUACCGCAACAUGAAGGAGAUCCUGACAAAAAAAAAUGAGCAGAUCAAAGACAUUAGAAAACGAUUGCAGAGAUACGAGCCCAGUGAAUGAGUUCUAGGCGACGUGUGUCCAGAGGGUUCGACGGGAACAACAAACCACCCGUUCCACCGCUGCAAGACAAGAGAGACAGAAAACAGCGCUUCUGCGAGGAAUUGUUUAUUCAUGCUUUAUCCGGCAUCUUCAGUACAUAUUGGCUUUAGCAAAGAGUGUGAGCAGAGCGGGAAGUAGUGACAAACGAUAGCCUUUCUCCGGCUGUGCUCUUUCUUUUUCUUCUACGUCCCGGUUGUGGAGCUGACUGACUGUAGCGAGCAGACGUCCCUCAGUGCUCUAUGCAAUUACCAUCACGUCCCUGUUUAAAGAGGCCUUGUCCAUUUCCUGACCCGGCAGACACGCAGUGCCUGCCAGAAGCACUGCCGUCGUGUCUAUCGGAUUGUUACAGGUGGUGUUUAGCCUUCAGCAGCUGAUAGUAGAUCAUUGGGUGUUCUGCUGACCGGGCCUCCAGCGCUCCCUGUGCUAGUGCAAAGUGUUUGAGUUAGAGCCAGGCAAACCCCAAGCCAGUGUGUUUAUCAAGAGUGAACAGCUUAAAAUUAAUGUUUACCGAGCUUUUGCUUUGAUUUGAAAUUUGUAUUGCAUUUCACACAGAAAAAUAUUUCCGAUUUGACCGAUAAAAUCUCAAAAUUUGUAUUUGCAUUUGUAUUUUCUGCUCUUGCUAUUUGAAAGACGGCGAUAGUGAUCUGAAAUGAUUUCCAUUCUUUCCCACACAAAGGGCAUAGAAUAUUUUUGUCUGGGCUCUUUAACUGUACUUUUCGUAUUGCUGUGGACAAUGGAGCGUAUACAUGAUGUUCAUGAAGUAAUACUCUUGUAGAGUAUGAUACAUCUACUUUAUAUUACACUAGCUGUGCAUUUGUUUGUAUUGUGCGAAAUAUGAGGUAAUAAACGCUGUUCACAAAUAAACGUGUAGUCACUUA